Messenger RNA from Ornithodoros turicata, 2536 nucleotides. It is a transcript of the gene grsm, whose product is annotated as probable aminopeptidase NPEPL1. Bases 90 to 1721 code for a protein of 543 amino acids. Gene Ontology annotation, molecular function: metalloaminopeptidase activity; manganese ion binding. The transcript is spliced from 12 exons. The record is from RefSeq and is a predicted model, not a curated record. Gene Ontology annotation, cellular component: cytoplasm. Gene Ontology annotation, biological process: proteolysis. Lineage: Eukaryota; Metazoa; Arthropoda; Arachnida; Ixodida; Argasidae.
UUCUCGCGGCGAGGAAAAUUUGAACGAAAAUUUGUCAGUUGACAGUACUUUGUCUAUGGUGACAGGUUUAGUCGUAACAGCACAUCAUAAUGGAGCAUAAAGCACGGAGGUCCUCCGGAAAUGGCUGCAGACUUCGGAAUCUCGCCAUGUCAAGCACAAUAAUCAAGUUCAGCAGCCACAUCACGCCAAGUGACCCCAUGCAGAGACCAGUGCUCAUCAUUGGACAGACAAAACACUUGGCCAAAGUUACUUAUUCUAAUAUUAAGUGCAAGCUGGAACCUCGUGUUGGAGAAGAAGUGUAUCGGGCUGCAGUAGAUUCUCUUCAUCCCUCUCCCACUGACAGCUGUUCCCUGUACCUGAGCCUUGCUACAGUGGCUGCCUUGCCUAGCAAGUGCUCUCGCCACAACACUCCAUCCCAUGCUCAUUCAAUUACGAAGCUGGUUAAAAGUCUUAGUGCUGGGGUGGAUGAGUAUAUUGUGAUUGUAUGUGAGUACCAGGAUGCAUUUGCCAGCGGUUGCGCAGUGGCUCGAGCGUUCCCGGUAUACAAUCGCAAGUCCAGUGGUUCUCAGCAACACCAGCAAGUACCACCUUCCACAGUUACUGUUGAAUUCCUGUUGGUGGAUGGACCGUCAGGUGGGCGGAGUUUGAGAGAUGAGGAGCUAAAUUCCAUUACAGCUGCAGCAGAAGGGAUUCAAUUGGCAGCCAAAAUUGUGGAUACUCCAUGCAAUGAAAUGAAUACCGAUUCAUUUGUUAAGGAAAUUGAAAAUGUGGGGAAGGUUCUUGGUCUCAAGCCUACCAUAAUUCGAGGCGAAGAGCUCAACGAGAAAGGCUUUGGCGGAAUGUACUCAGUGGGAAAAGCUGCAGUACAUCCUCCCGCCCUGGUUGUGUUAAGUCACACCCCGGAGGGAUCUCAAGAAACUAUAGCCUGGGUUGGCAAAGGAAUUGUGUAUGACAGUGGGGGACUCUGCAUCAAAACUAAGACUGCAAUGUGUGGCAUGAAAAGGGACUGUGGUGGUGCAGCAGCUAUCCUUGGUGCCUUCUAUGCAGCAGUGAAACUGGGAUUUAACCAUAAUCUCCACGCUGUCUUCUGCCUGGCAGAAAAUUCUGUAGGCCCUCAUGCUACUAGGCCUGAUGAUAUCAUCACCAUGUACUCUGGAAGAACUGUUGAAGUGAACAACACUGAUGCAGAAGGCCGGCUAGUACUGGGAGAUGGGGUAGCAUAUGCUCACAAAGACUUGAAAGCCAACAUAAUCCUAGAUAUGGCAACCUUAACUGGGGCACAAGGAAUUGCCACUGGGAAAUACCAUGCUGCCGUGGUAACAAAUUCCGCUGACUGGGAAGAAGUCUGCACCCGUGCUGGCAUAGUGUCCGGAGAUCUUAUCCAUGCCAUGCCUUUUGCACCUGAACUCCAUUUCAGUGAAUUUGCGAGUGCUUUGGCAGAUAUGAAAAACUCAGUAGCUGACCGCAGCAAUGCACAGCCCUCUUGUGCUGGCCUCUUUGUCUGCUCACACCUAGGUUUUGAGUACCCUGGAGCUUGGAUACACGUUGACAUGGCCUAUCCAGUCCACUGCGGUGAAAGGGCAACAGGUUAUGGGGUUGCAUUGCUGGUGACACUUUUUGGACAUUUCUCCAAAAACCCACUUCUGAAAGAGCUUGCACCAUUCUUCAAAAUUAGUGGCAACGACGUUGAAAGUGCUACAAAGAAGAUGAGGCUUAUCUAGCCACUUGCGAGUUUUUAGAAAAUUGGAAGGCAAUGAAAUUCCACAAUUGCUAUUUCACACAACUAAUGGAAUUUUACUCUUUCAUCAUUAUAGUUGGCGUUAGCGAAGCUAGCAGUGAAAAAAGAAAGUUGCAUACUAGAUAAAUCAUGUGGGGUCAAUGUUCGCUGUUGUUGCACUGGUUAUGUAGUGGUUAAAGGGAGGGAACUCUGACAGUGGUUUUGAACCACAGCAUUUAGAGUUGUCCAGACAACCUCUGAAUGACAUUAUGAUCAAUAGUUUGUUGUGUGUGCCUGUAGACACAAAGAUGAUGGAAAAGCAGUCACACUUGUAAAGUAUACUAUUUGAACUACCAUUUGAUACAAAUAAAGCAGUGUAGCAAGAAGUAAAGUUUUACUGGUAUGAUUCACCUCGCUUUCACUUUAUAUUCUAUUGCUACUGUAUUAUGCUUGGCAGAUCAAGCGGUGCCCAUAUUAAAAGGUAUCCAGGGAAUAUUUCCAAAUGGCUCCUGAGUGUUUGAACAAACUCCCACAGCUGUUGCAUCCUCUCCUCUCAGUCUCUCUCAAAGUUCAUUACUUGACAUCAGUAUCGAGGCUGGUUAGAGAGUGCUUGCAACCAGUCAGCCUAAAAGUGUUUGUUACUAUCGUCUCUCCAGCACUGAGUGUAAGUCGAAGGUCCAUCAUACGUCCUCAAGGCGUAAUUCAAAUGUUGAACAUAGCACGUGUGGCAUGAAAAUAGUAGUAGUGUAGCGCCCUCUGUGGACGGAUUGUCUGCUAGGUAUCCACAGUAGAAAAAUAAAGUUUUGGGUUUGGUUUGGA